CCCUCAUAAUGCAUGGGGGCAAGAGAGGACUGGUGGCUCCGCAGAACACUUUUCUGGAAAAUAUUGUCCGGCGCUCCAGUGAAACCAGUUUCCUAUUGGGAAAUGCUCAGAUCUUGGAGUGGCCUGUUGUUUACAGCAAUGAUGGAUUCUGCAAGCUGUCUGGAUACCACAGAGCUGAAGUCAUGCAUAGGAGUAGCACGUGCAAUUUCAUGUAUGGUGACCUGACUGAUAAGAAGACUAUAGAAAGAAUCAGACAGACCUUUGAUAACUAUGAGUCCAAUUUCUAUGAGGUGCUGCUCUAUACAAAGAAUAGAACACCGAUAUGGCUCUACAUGCAGGUAGCUCCAAUCAGAAAUGAGAACAACAAGGUGGUGCUUUUCCUCUGUACCUUCAGAGACAUUACGCUUUUUAAACAGCCGAUUGAAGAUGAAACAACUAAAGGAUGGACGAAGUUUGCCAGACUGACGCGGGCACUGACCAACAAUCGCAACGUGGUGCAGCAGUUAGCACCACUGAGCAAGACUGAAGUCAGCCAACGGCCCUCCAGACUGGCUGAGGCUCUCCAGCUGGGAUCGGACAUCCUCCCUCAGUACAAACAGGAAGCCCCCAAGACUCCUCCACACAUCAUCCUCCACUACUGCACCUUCAAGACCACCUGGGACUGGAUCAUCCUCAUCUUGACCUUCUACACCGCCAUCAUGGUGCCCUAUAACGUCUCCUUUAAGACAAAGCAGAACAAUUUGGCUUGGCUGGUGGUGGACAGCAUCGUGGACGUGGUCUUCCUGAUUGACAUUGUGCUUAACUUCCACACCACCUUUGUGGGUCCCGCUGGGGAAGUAAUUUCAGACGCAAAGCUCAUACGAAUGAAUUACCUGAGGACGUGGUUCGUCAUUGACCUGUUGUCCUGUCUGCCCUACGACAUCAUUAACGCCUUUGAACAUGUAGAUGAGGAUGUCAUCACAUCUGCUUCUCGAUCAAGCAAUCUCCGUGAGUCUUCAAUUUUCCACAGGAAUACCACACGAACAGAAGAUCAUGUACUCCCAGGUCUCAGCAGCCUGUUCAGCUCCCUGAAAGUAAUCCGCCUGCUCAGGUUGGGCCGGGUGGCCCGGAAGUUGGACCACUACCUGGAGUACGGAGCAGCCGUCCUGGUUCUGCUGGUGUGCGUUUUUGGUCUGGUGGCCCACUGGCUGGCCUGCAUCUGGUACAGCAUCGGGGACUACGAGGUCAUCGAUGAGACCACCAACACCAUUAAGACAGACAGCUGGCUCUACCAGUUGGCUCUGAGCAUCGGGACUCCUUACCGCUACAACGCCAGUGGUACAGGACAGUGGGAGGGGGGGCCCAACAAGGACACGCUGUACAUUUCUUCCCUCUACUUCACCAUGACGAGUCUCACCACCAUCGGAUUUGGCAACAUCGCUCCGGCCACAGAUGGAGAGAAGAUUUUCUCUGUGGCUAUGAUGAUGGUGGGCUCGCUGUUGUAUGCAACCAUCUUUGGAAACGUCACCACCAUCUUCCAGCAGAUGUACACCAACACAAACCGCUACCAUGAGAUGCUCAACAACGUGCGCGACUUCUUGCAGCUUUAUCAGAUUCCCAAAGGUCUGAGUGAGAGGGUCAUGGACUUCAUCGUCUCCACCUGGGCCAUGUCUAAGGGCAUUGACACAGAUAAGGUUCUAUCAAUUUGUCCUAAAGACAUGCGAGCGGACAUCUGCGUCCACCUCAACCGGCAGGUGUUCAACGACCACCCGGCGUUCCGUCUGGCGAGCGACGGCUGUCUGCGCUCUCUAGCUGUGGAGUUUCAGACGACACACUGUGCACCUGGAGACCUCAUCUUCCAUAUCGGAGAGAGCGUCGACACCCUCUGCUUUGUCGUCUCCGGUUCACUAGAAGUCAUCCAGGAUGAUGAGGUCAUCGCAAUACUAGGUAAAGGUGAUGUGUUUGGAGACGUGUUCUGGAAAGAGACCACGCCGGCCCGGUCUUGUGCAAAUGUCCGAGCUUUGACUUACUGCGACCUGCACGUCAUUAGGAGAGACGCUCUGAUGAGGGUGCUGGAGUUUUACACAGCGUUCGCCAACACGUUCUCCCGCAACCUCAUUCUCACAUGCAAUCUACGAAAACGGGUAAUCUUCAGAAAGAUUGCAGAUGUGAAGAAGGAGCAGGAGCGCCAGAGGAACGAGGUGACUCUCUCCAUUCCUGAAGACCACCCAGUCCGCAAGCUGUUCCACAGGUUCAGACAGCAGAGAGACGCUCAAACACAGGGAGAGUCUCACACUUACUUUGAUCAUAACUGUGUGCAGGUGGAGCCGCAGCGCCACCAUCACUCCGACUCAAACUCGUACACGCAGUGUCAGUCUGUAUCUCCUCAGCAGCAGGAGUACAGCUCCACGCUGCAGAAUAAUGCACCGUGCACAGGAGGAGGGAAUGCAGGCAGCGGCUGCAGCAUGGCUGCACCUCCACAAGCAUUUGUCCACACUGAGACGUCAGAGCAAAGCUGCACACAAGAGGCUGGGGAGUCUAUAGCAAGGCCUUGUGCAGAGAGCCAGCUUUGUCAGAGGGUCAACAGCCCUGUUCAGAGCAGCGGUGCGGGCGGAGAGGGAGCUGUAGGUGGCGUUACCAGCAGCAGAGGUGCUCGAGGCUGGGCAAAGUUUAGAAACGCCGCUUCUGCUCCACCACCACCACCACCUCCUGCUGACGAGCCAGAAAAGGAGCCACAGACAGCAGAAGAGUGGCAGAAAGAAUCCCAGUCCUCAGAACAGUUGGCAGCCGCCAAUAAGAACCAGGAUUCAGAGGAAAGUGGAGAGACAGGGAGCACAGAGGGGGGCAACGGUGCUGGAGAGGCAGGUGACGAAAGUGCCAUGCACAAAACUGACUCCUGUGACAGUGGUAUCACAAAGAGCGAUCUACGCAUCGACCGAGCCGGAGAGUCAAGAAGCUCCUUUGAAAGAAGCCCGAUGGAGAAGAGCCCGAUGGAGAGAAACCCGUUUGAGCACGGUCUGGGGGCGGACUCCCUCAAACAGUCGUUUGUUCAGCCGUCUGAACAAACGCUCCUUCAAGCCACCCUGCUUGAGGCCAAGCUGGAGCUGAAGGGAGACAUUCAGAAUCUGAGCGGCCGCCUGUCGGUCCUUGAGUCUCAGGUAAACGAGAUCCUCAGGCUCCUGUCGAUAAAAAGAAGACUGUCUCUGCCACCGACUUCUUCCCCCAAGGCCAGAGUGAGAAAUCAAGACUCAGUCGCUGCCUCCAAGCUGGUCACACCGAAACCAGACGAUGGGCCUUUUUGAAUUUACUGAUUUUAAAACCCACAACCUGGUUGCAUGCAGAAACCCCUACUUACUGUUAUCUAAGCACUACAAAAACCCAGGGAUUUUUCUAAUAGUCUUUGACUUAUGAGGCACUUUUAAGAUCCUUUGUAUACUAUAUUUGAGAAUGCCAAACAGAAACAGUAACAAUUAUUGAACAAACAAUUAAAAAACACUUUUUGUGCUGUUAUUGCUAGGUAAUUAGUACAUUUUAGAAGCAUUAUAAACAGUGUAGAGCUACGUAUUGGAUACUCUGAUGAAGGCUUUUGUUGAAACAUCUGAGCCUGAUAGGAGCUGAGGUCACAUACAUAUUCAAAACAUAUUUUGAGUUUAGGCCUUUUUGUAGAGCUGUCAUUUUCAUAAUCUUCCUGGACUUUUUUUUCUUAAUGUUAAUUUACAGUUUUUGGCAGAACACUUGACCAAAGGGAUAAAAGUGAGAGGGUUCACCUGCCAUAACUUUCAUAAUAAUUUAAACAACUUUGACUUGCUCAUACAGCGUGUUAGAGAGCAAACUCAUCUUAGACUUUUAUCAUCUGAACAGACUGGAGCUCAGUAAACGUUUCCACAUGCACCAUGUAUGUUAAAUAAAUGUCUCCCCUUAGUUAUUAAUUGUCAGGUAAUAAUAUGUGCCUUACAAUAAUAAAGCCUCAUUCAGGAUUGUUUUGAUGAGACAUAAUCAAAAAUCUUUACUGUUUUUGCGCACAUGUUUUAUAAUAGAAAUGAUAACCCUGUUUGUGUUAUACCCCUUUUUGGAGGAUAAUGGGUGGAUUUUCUCAUUUGAAUCUGUCACUGCACUAAGCAUUCUUAACAGUUUAGAAACUAUUUAAAUUGUGUUUGAGCUUUAUUCCCUUUUAUGUGAAAUAGGAAUGCAAUAAUGGUGGUUUAAUAAUAUAUUUUUUGUUGUUACUUAUCAUUAUCUCAGUUUUCUUUUAAAAUAUUUAUUUUCCUUAAACAAGAUAGAGAAUAUUUCAAUAUGAAAUUACAGCACACUUACUGUACAUUCCCUCCUGUAACUAUACGUCUUGCUCAGGUGUAUUUGCUCUAACGUUGAAUUUCAGUAUUUAUUUCAGUAUGAAUGAAUUUUUAUCUUUGUCUACUUGUAAGAUUAUAUAGUUAUGCAAAUCAUGUUUUUGGAUUGCAGAAGAUUUUAAAUGAUGGGUUAUUGUACACAUCGCUAUGUAACUCUAAAAGAACCAGAACGGUACAUGGUGAUGCAAAUAUUUGCAUUUCUUCAUUCUGUUUGGACAAGAAUAAUUUACAUUAACAAACAGCAUGGUUACAGUUUUAGUUCAUGAUGUUUUCUAAUAUUCUGUGGGACUGCGAAUCAUGUUAGUAUGAACUGUGAGGAUGUAAGCAUGUAGCUAUUAGUUGAUUCAGUGCAUCUAUUUUAAAUAAGAUGCAUGAAUGACAUUGCAUGCAUACAGGGAACCUGUCAACAGUGAAAUGAAUAAUGAAAACUGAUUCCUGCUCGCCAUCUGGUGUUUAGUCUCCUCUGUUAUGCAACAAAAGUAAGUCUUAGGCCCUGAACACCCACACAGGUGUUUAUAGUGAAAGGGGCGCUGUGCAGUUUGGCAAUUUCUUCGCUGUUUUCGCUUUUUCCUCACAGGUUUUUCUAUAAAGCUCCCCCUACAGCUUCGGAAUAGAUAUUU
This is a messenger RNA of Perca fluviatilis (European perch), 4948 nucleotides long. RefSeq names its product potassium voltage-gated channel subfamily H member 5-like. The coding region runs from base 9 to 3281 and encodes 1090 amino acids. Gene Ontology annotation, biological process: regulation of membrane potential; potassium ion transmembrane transport. Gene Ontology annotation, molecular function: voltage-gated potassium channel activity. The record is from RefSeq and is a predicted model, not a curated record. Lineage: Eukaryota; Metazoa; Chordata; Actinopteri; Perciformes; Percidae. The transcript is spliced from 12 exons. Gene Ontology annotation, cellular component: membrane.